AUGACCACGUCGACGUUCGUAUACUAUGGUGCCCCCUCGAGCGGCGAACGUCCCUACCAGAUGGUCAACAAGGACUCGGUGACGGGUAAGCGGAUCUGCAACUGGACGGAGGACGAGCAUCAGAUGGAGAUAAAGAACAUCCGGGAGACGUUCGAGACGGAGCGGGUGUUUGGGAAGCAGGCGACGUAUACACUCAAUACAUCCGGCUUCCAAUUCCACCGGCAGCCGACGACGCACCAGGACUUUACGAGCGAUACGGCGGUCAAGCAGGGGUACUACCCCGAGUGCGUAGAGAUGUUCAAGAAGUUAACAGGGGCGAGCGAGGUGGUUAUCUUUGAUCACACUAUUCGCCGGCGUAACCCGGGCGCACCGGACGAUUCACCGGACAAGCGUCAGCCAGUAUCGCUCGUGCAUGUCGACCAGACGCUCAAGUCGUCGCUUGCGCGUGUUAACCUGCACUGCAGCCCGGCGGAUGUGCCUAAACGCCUGACCCAGCGUUUCCAGGUUGUCAACCUUUGGCGGCCAAUUGAGAGGGAGGCGUGGGACUGGCCCUUGGCGCUAUGCGAUUACAGGAGCGUAGACCCAGAGAAGGACUUGAUCCCCGUCGCGCUUGUGUAUCCGGAUAGGGAGGGCGAGACGUACGGGGUCACGUAUAACCCGAACCACAGGUGGCACUAUUUGAGAGGGAUGACUCCGGAUGAGUUGGUGCUUAUCAAGUGCUUUGAUUCUCUGCAGGAUGGCAGCGUAGCUAGAUUGACGCCGCACACGGCGUUUUGCGAUCCUACGACGCCCGAGGGAUCACCUUAUAGAUCCUCGAUUGAGGUUCGAGCCAUCCUUUUCUAUGACUGA
Molecule: messenger RNA, 849 nt
Organism: Coniophora puteana RWD-64-598 SS2
Lineage: Eukaryota; Fungi; Basidiomycota; Agaricomycetes; Boletales; Coniophoraceae
Exons: 3
Coding region: 1-849 (282 amino acids)
Molecular function (GO): oxidoreductase activity
Source: RefSeq, a predicted model, not a curated record